Gekko japonicus is the source of this 6575-nucleotide messenger RNA. RefSeq names its product eukaryotic translation initiation factor 4 gamma, 3 (gene EIF4G3). Gene Ontology annotation, molecular function: mRNA binding; translation initiation factor activity; protein binding. The record is from RefSeq and is a predicted model, not a curated record. The transcript has 38 exons. Lineage: Eukaryota; Metazoa; Chordata; Lepidosauria; Squamata; Gekkonidae. Bases 353 to 5680 code for a protein of 1775 amino acids. Gene Ontology annotation, cellular component: eukaryotic translation initiation factor 4F complex.
GCGAGCGCUUCCGGAGCGUUCCGAGCGGCUCCGAAGAGCCGAGUGGCCGAACGCCCGAGCGUCCGUCGUCCUGCCGGACUGCUAGAGGCGGCCGCCCGCGCCAUGUUGGAUGCUCUGCUGGACCUGCUGGACGUCUGCUUAAAUCUAGUGUGGCAUUUAGUUUUGCUCCUUUAAAAUCUAGCCGUGUGUCUUCAGCGCCGUGUGCUCUGGAAGAAGAAGGCCAUGAGAAGUUUGGCUUGAAAUGCAGCCGUCGGAAUUCAGCUGCCUAAUUUCCUUUAUGUCGUCAGGAUCCAGCCAUUUCUUUCCCAUAGAGGGGAAACGCUUGCUGCAGUGGUGUGGUUAGCCAGCCCUGAUGAGCGUGGCUGAGGAAUGGGCAGAGGCAGCAGGAAUCCCUCGAGGACCCGUGCAGCAGCCUCUGGAGGACCGGAUCUUCGCUCCGACAGUCUCAGCUGUGUACAGCACUGUUACACAGGUUGCAAGACAGCCGGGGGGCCCUGCCCCCUCCCCGUACUCUGCGCAUGAACUUAGCAAGGGGCAUCCAGCCCUUGCUGCAACACCACCUGGACAUGCAUCCUCUCCCGGGCUCACCCAGCAGCCAGGAGGGAGGAGGGACAGAAGCUUUCCACCCCACCCAAGAGCCAGCAGUCUUUUUGAAGAUCCAAGGGAACUGGUGCAAAGGAUUCUGGGAUGUGGGAUGGCCCCUUAUCCUUCCGGACAGAAUGCAGCACCGACCACGCUGGUCUACCCGCAGGCCGCUCAGGCGAUGAGCACGCAGCCUCAGACGCGCUCUCCGUUUGCAGCGGGGCCUCGACCUGCCCAUCACCAGUUUUUCCAGCGACCUCAAAUACAGCCUCCUAGAGCUGCCAUUCAGAACAGCAACCCUUCCCUCCGUCCUGGGGCACAAACGCCAACGGCUGUCUAUCAAACCAAUCAGCACAUCAUGAUGGUGAAUCACCUGCCGAUGCCCUAUCCGAUGCCUCAGGGCCCCCAGUACUGUAUCCCACAGUAUCGCCACAGCGGCCCUCCAUACGUGGGGCCUCCGCAACAGUACCCUGUUCAGCCACCAGGGCCGGGCCCGUUUUAUCCAGGACCGGGGCCUGGAGAGUUUCCCAACGCGUACGGAGCACCUUUCUAUCCAAGUCAGCCGGUGUACCAGUCAGCACCCAUCAUAGUGCCUACGCAGCAGCAGCAGCAGCCCCUCCCACCCACCAAGCGGGAGAAGAAAACGAUUCGCAUCCGGGACCCAAACCAAGGAGGCAAAGACAUAACAGAAGAAAUUAUGUCUGGCGGAGGGAGCAGGAACCCCACACCUCCGACUGUUCGGCCCACAUCGACGCCCACGCCUCCCCAGCAGCUGUCCAGCCAGGUCCCAGAGCACAGCCUCGCGGCCUACGGGAUUACGGAGACCUCUCCUCUGGCCAGCAACACCCCCGUCGUUACAGUUCUCGACCUGAAGCAAGAAGAGAAGCCUAAAGCAGAUCCAGUAUUAAAAUCUCCUUCCCCUGCCCUCAGACCAGAACCUAGUGGAGAGAGAAAGGACCCAGCAGGCCUGGCAGCAGAGAGCCCUGCCUCCCCAGAGACCUCCCCAGAGCUUCCUCUGCCUGCUCUGCCCUCCUCAGUCGCAGUGCUUGCUGCCGCUGCACCCAGUAAACCUCCGUUUCCAACAGACUUUGGUGACCGAUGUGAACUCGCUUCCCCCAAACUGGAAGCCCCCCUUCUUCCCAGUGCAGCACCCUGCGUGGAAACGCCCGCCGGUCCUCCAGCCGAGGAGAGCAGUGUGGAGAUCUGCAGGGAGCCUCGGCGAGUGGUCCGGAGUGAGAGCCAAGGGGCUGCCAGUGCUCCUCUCAUGAACGAACUCAAUGGAGUCGGCGAUCAGGUGACCGUGACUGAUGGCCUGGUGGAGCAAGAGCCGCAGGAGGGAGUGCCCUCGGUGGCUGAGCCGGAGACCCCGGAAGCCGCUCAGGCUGAAGUGGAAGGGGCAGCGCCUUCAGCUUCCGUGGUUCUUUUGGCCACUCCAUCUCCGCCUCCCACUCCUCCCCCCAGCCCUCCCCUCGCUGCUGCUGCUGCUGCGGUUGCCGUCACCACGACCAGUCCUCCUCCUCCUUCUCCUCCCCCUCCUCUCCCACUACCUGGUGCUCUCCCAGCUCUUCAGGGGGGUUUGGAAGGAGAGGAGAUCACAAGAACUGUCCUCAGUGAAGAUGUGCCAGAAGAUCUGGGGGGAGAGGAGCCCGAGGCAGAGAGCCGUCCCGAGGAGAACGCCGAGUCUCACGAGGACCUGAAUGCGAGGAAGGGCCACGGACCAGCCCAACCAGCUGUAGCUGCACCAAAGACGUGGAAGAAACCAAAAGAUCAGAGCCAAGCCGCCGAGGAGGUGGAGGCCGAGGCCGAGGCUCAAGAGGAAGAGGAGCAGAGGAGUGACCGAAGGCUUGAAGAAUCUGAGCCCGAGGCAAUGAGUCAUGAGAGAGACUCCCCCUUUGACCUUAAAAUAGCAAAGGCCUUGGAAGAAAAUGGGGAGCAGGAAGGGGGGGAGCCCAUCCGCAAUGGUGCUGAGAAUGUCUUGGAGGGGGAAGGAGGUGACGGGCAAGCAGGCUGCCUCGAGAGUCCCAGCGAAGCCCCGGCCGGCCAGUAUAAGCCAGAGCAGUGGAAGCCCCUGGACACAGAAGGGAAGAAGCAGUAUGACCGAGAAUUCCUCCUGGACUUCCAGUUCAUGCCUGCCUGCAUCCAGAAGCCAGAGGGGCUGCCGCCCAUCAGCGAUGUGGUCCUUGACAAGAUCAAUCAGCCCAAGCUGUCCCUUCGAACUUUGGAUCCUCGCAUCUUGGCACGGGGUCCAGACUUCACACCAGCGUUUGCUGAUUUUGGAAGGCAGAUCCCUGGUGGACGGGCGGCAGCAGCCUGCAAAGUGCAGCCCCCUCCCGGACUCCAGUCUCUUGCUCGGUGCGGCACCCCAGCCUGCCCUCUGUUGGUCUCCUCUCACCCACCACUGCGGAACCUGCCGAUAGGGCUGUUGAAUGUUGGGCCACGGAGAUCUCAGCCGGGUCAGAGGCGGGAGCCCCGGAAGAUCAUCACUGUUUGCGUCAAAGAGGAUGUCCACCUGAAGAAAGCCGAGAACGCCUGGAAGCCGAGCCUGAAACGAGAGACGCAAGCGGAGGAGCCCGAGAACAUCAAGACGCAGGAGCUGUUCCGCAAAGUUCGAAGUAUCUUAAACAAGCUGACCCCCCAGAUGUUCAAUCAGCUAAUGAAGCAAGUCACCGAUCUGACUGUGGACACCGAGGAAAGGCUGAAAGGCGUCAUCGACCUGGUGUUUGAGAAGGCCAUUGAUGAGCCCAGCUUCUCCGUGGCCUAUGCAAACAUGUGUCGAUGUCUUGUCACGCUGAAAGUGCCCAUGGCAGAGAAGCCUGGAAGCACUGUGAACUUCCGUAAGUUGCUGCUGAAUCGCUGCCAGAAGGAAUUUGAAAAGGACAAAGCUGACGACGAUGUCUUUGAGAAGAAGCAGAAAGAACUGGAAGCCGCCACCACACCAGAGGAGAGGACCCGGCUUCACGACGAGCUGGAGGAGGCCAAGGACAAGGCGCGCCGGCGCUCCAUCGGCAACAUCAAGUUCAUCGGGGAGCUCUUCAAGCUGAAGAUGCUGACGGAGGCCAUCAUGCACGACUGCGUGGUGAAGCUGCUGAAGAACCACGACGAGGAGUCCUUGGAGUGCCUCUGCCGCCUCCUGACCACCAUCGGCAAAGACCUGGACUUUGAGAAGGCCAAGCCUCGAAUGGAUCAGUAUUUCAACCAGAUGGAGAAAAUAGUGAAAGAGAGGAAAACGUCAUCUAGGAUCCGGUUCAUGCUUCAAGAUGUCGUAGACCUGAGGCAGUGUAACUGGGUGUCACGGAGGGCAGAUCAAGGCCCCAAGACAAUAGAGCAGAUUCAUAAAGAAGCAAAAAUUGAAGAGCAGGAGGAGCAACGGAAAGUCCAGCAGUUGAUGACCAAAGACAAGAGAAGGCCUGGUGUCCAGAGGGUGGAGGAGGGUGGCUGGAACACUGUGCAAGGGGCAAAAAACAGCCGUGUGCUGGACCCCACCAAGUUCCUUAAAAUCACCAAGCCCACCAUAGACGAGAAGAUCCAGCUUGUGCCUAAAGCCCAGUUGGGCAGCUGGGGAAAAGGCAGCAGCGGUGGAGCAAAGGUCAGCGAGAUUGAUUCCUUACGACCCAGUGCCACUAGUUUGAACCGAUUCUCUGCACUGCAGCCUCCCGUGUCAUCCGUGUCAGCUGCAGUCACCUCAUCAGAGUUGGACUCUCGCAGGGCCUUAACUAGUCGCGGGAGCUCAGGCAGAGAGAAGAAUGACAAGCUGCUGCCCUCUUCUGUUGCCCGGCCCAGCACCUUCCUACGGGGCAGCAGCAGCAAAGAGCUCCUCCUGGACAACCAGGCACAAGAGGAGCAGCGGAGGGAGAUGCUGGAGACUGUGAAGCAGUUGACCGGCGGCCUAGAGAGUGACCGCAACAGCACGGAGGCAGACAGGAGCAAAGCCAAGGAAGUGGCCAAGCCUGAAAUCCCCACCUACCCUGCCCAAGACAGCAAGCCUUCCCUAUCAGACGAGGAAGUGGAGAGAAAGUGCCGGUCGAUCAUUGAUGAAUUCUUGCACAUUAAUGACUACAAGGAAGCCAUGCAGUGUGUGGAGGAGCUGAAUGUGCCGGGCGUGCUGCCUGUCUUUGUGCAAGUGGGAGUGGAGUCCACCCUCGAGCGGAGUCAGAUCACCAGAGAUCACAUGGGCCAGUUGCUGUAUCAGCUGGUGCAGUCGGAGAAGCUGAGCAAGGAGGACUUCUUCAAGGGAUUUGCAGACACCUUGGAGACAGCAGACGACAUGGCUAUCGAUAUCCCGCACAUCUGGUUGUACUUGGCAGAACUAGUGACCCCCAUGUUAAAGGAAGGAGGGAUCUCUAUGAGAGAACUUCUGAUAGAAUUUAGCAAGCCGUUGCUUCCAGUGGGAAGGGCUGGAAUCCUACUUUCCGAAAUACUGCACCUUCUAUGCAAACAAAUGAGCCAUAAGAAAGUGGCAGCCUUGUGGAGGGAGGCUGACCUCAGUUGGAGAGACUUCUUACCCGAAGGCGAGGAUGUCCAUACCUUUCUCACGGAGCAGAAGUUGGACUUCACAGAAACGGACAGUUCAAGUCCCUCAGAAGCACUUUCAAAGACAGAACUCUCUGCUGAAGAGCUGAACAAACAGCUGGAGAAACUCAUUAUGGAGGACAAGGCGAACGAUGAGCAGAUCUUUGAUUGGGUAGAGGCAAGUCUAGAUGAAAGCCAGAUGAGUUCACCUACAUUCCUUAGAGCUUUAAUGACAGCAGUUUGUAAAGCAGCAAUUAUAGCGGAUAGUUCUAGCUUGCGAGUGGACACUGCUGUUAUCAAGCAGAGAGUGCCGAUCUUACUUAAGUACCUAGACUCAGACACGGAGAAGGAACUACAAGCACUUUACGCACUACAAGCAUCAAUAGUAAAACUUGAUCAGCCUCCUAAUUUGUUACGGAUGUUUUUUGAUUGCCUGUAUGAUGAGGAAGUGAUAUCAGAGGAUGCCUUCUACAAAUGGGAAAGCAGCAAAGACCCAGCAGAGCAGAAUGGGAAAGGUGUAGCGCUUAAAUCGGUCACCGCAUUCUUCACGUGGCUACGAGAAGCGGAAGAGGAGUCGGAGGAUAAUUAAAACUGAAUACAAAAAAACAAAAAACAAAAAAGCAAAACAAAAAAAACAAUUUAAGUAUUUUUUUAAAAAAAGUUUCAUGUCUUCGCCAAUCACAGUGCAGCAAGGCCAAUUCUCGCGCAGACCCCCCCCCCCCUUCUCCCGCAUAUGCACGAGUGGGAGAGGAAAAAACCAGACACAAACGCAACAGGCGAUCAUGGAGGAUGAAAAAGUACUUGAAAAUUCAAGUCCACUUCAGACCGGAGGGCAGGAGCACUAAACCAAAAUACAUCUAUUAUUUAUAGAAAAUAUUUUCUGUUUUAAUCUUUUUCCUUUUUAAACAAGGACUCAUACUUUAAAAGAAACAAAUCUGUUUAGGAAAAAAGUGAGAACUUUUAAUUUAUUAUUUUAAGGACUGCAAAUGUCAGUGUAAUUUUUAAAUUUGCAGUUUCUGUAACAAAUUGUAAAAUAGACAAAAAAAGCAGAGAAAUAAAUUUCCCUCCCCUUCAGAUCCACCUCAGUUUUGUUUCAGAGCACGGUAGCUGUGUGUAAUAAACCCUAAAGGGGGGGUUGGAAGUGAGCUAGAUGAGGGAGAAUGAACUGUGCAAAGGGGGUCAUCAGAUCUUCCUGCCUGCCUCUCCGCUUGCUUCCAAAAGAAAACAACAGAAAAACAAAGCGUGACCUUGGAACCGAAGGAGCGUGUUUGAGAAACCAGCCGUGGACCAGACUGCUUGGAAUACCUGGCUCAAUGCAAACAAGCGCUACCCUGGAGAAAGAGGAAUUAGUAGCAAUCCUUUCAGAAUCUCUAGCGCAACUUUAAGGCUUGUAAAUACAUAGAACAAAUAUUUAAAAAAGAAAGAAAUUGACUCCAUACUAUUUCUUUUCACUUUCAAAAUAUAAAGAACAAAAUAAAGACAAA